This is a messenger RNA of Sceloporus undulatus (fence lizard), 1161 nucleotides long. Its product is annotated as platelet glycoprotein IX-like. The transcript has 3 exons. NCBI's taxonomy places the organism in Eukaryota, Metazoa, Chordata, Lepidosauria, Squamata, Phrynosomatidae. The record is from RefSeq and is a predicted model, not a curated record. Bases 239 to 862 code for a protein of 207 amino acids.
CUGGCUUCUGUGGUAAGUUCUAUAUAAACUCAUUUCCUUCCUGGAGUUUUUGUAUUUGGUCCACUGCUGGAAGACGUAGAAGCUUCUCUGGGAAGAAGCUAGCAUCUAUUUAUACAAAACAAAACGAGAGUUCAUUGCCUAAGGACAACCACCCUGCCCAGCAGAGUCACCAUUGAACAAAAGGAAUCUGCAGUGGGACCCAGGAGGAGAAGGCAGCGUGGGGCUUAGAGCUGCAAGCAUGGAUAGAGUGAAGAUCUCCACAGCUGAAGGACUCUUCAUGUUACUGCUUUUAAAUGCAGCCCAAGCUACACCCUGUCCUCCCUGUUUGUGUGAACCACUUGCAGAGUUCUGGGGUGGCUGGACAUUGGACUGCAGUUUUUUAAGACUGAAAGAAAUUCCUCCCCUGCUUCCUAAUGUCAGAAUUCUUUAUCUGCAAAACAACAGUUUGACCACUGUUCCUUCUGGUGCCCUGGACCACUUAAACCUGAAGGAAGUUGAUUUUUCCAACAACCCUUGGCAUUGUGACUGCUCUAUUUUGUAUCUCAAAAAGUGGCUGGAAGACUUCAACCAAAGUGCUUUGGCCAAAGUCAUAUGUGCAACUCCAAUUUCGGUCAAGACAAAAGCCUUGAGUCAAUUGAAUGGGAAUGAACUGGAAGGAUGUAGGAAGCCUCUCCCAAUCAAAUGCCUUGAUUUCUUUUGGAGGGACAUUGCUCUGAUUUUUAUGGCAAUCAUUGCCUUCAUUUUAUCAUUCUGCAUUCUGCAACGUGCAAAAAAAUUAGCCUCUGAGGCAGCCAGAAAGCUGCACUCCUCUGAAAUCCCACUAUUGCAAGUUCAUGACCUGGAAAACCAGAAGUCAAAAUGAAGUGUUACAGUGGCUAAAAGCCUUUCAACAAGAACAUGAGAGUUACCUAUUGAGAAAGUCAUCAUUGUACAAAUGGAGGGAACAUGCAACCAUUAUGGUGUGACUCUUAAUGCUGUCACUCAUUCUCAUUUUUCCCCUUCAUGUUUUUUUAAACAUCUUUUGACUGAACAAGUAAACUAUGGACCUGGACUGGCCAAAAUAAAGCUGCUUCAGGUCACUUUGGAGGUAUGCUGUUUAAAUGACACACACAUCUUAAGAGCCCAGAAACUGCACCCAAGCUGUGCUCCAGUCCUUAGGAC